UCUUUUAACUUCUGUAUUCGUUGAUGUGAGCUUGUUUUUCCGCUUUAAUUCUGCUUAUUGUCUCUGCAAUUCUUGCUCUUUUCUUAGCUCUUAUCCUACCAACUCCACUGAUCUCUUUUCUUGCAACUUUAAUUUUCCAAUUCUUAACUUUUUUCUUGUAGGGUUUUACUUGGUGCAGUGAUUUUAAUUUUCGGUUCGCGGGGUUGAGAUGACGUGAUGUUGUUUCUUUUAAGUUCGGUGAUUCCAGCUCUAUGGUUUUGAUUUGUUCUUUGCGUUAUUCAAUUCGGCUUUGUUAACUGGUGUUUCUAUCAACUACUCAAGUGGAGUUUGAUCCAUUGGAUUUUGGUUUUGCAAUAAUGAGAUUUGGUUUGCAUUGUUUGGUUUCUCCCUGGGUGAAUUCCGGCAUGUUUUGGAAGUUGAAAUAACUCUAUCCACCUUGGGAAUUGUGAGCUUUUUCUCUCUAGGAUUUCAAGCAUGCUGCUUUACUUUCUAUAUGCAUAGACUGAGAGUUUGGUUUGCAUUAUAUGUUAUGCAAAGCGGAUUUGGACAAAAGCUGUAAAUUGGGUUGUAAACGGGUUUCUGCGAUUCUUUAGUUCUGUGAAUGGUGUAAGAAUCUGUUGAUUCAGCAAUGCAAUCCCAGCAAGGCUCCAGAAUCGAUUUAGGUGAACUGAAAGCUCAGAUAGUGAAGAAGAUUGGGGCUGAGAGGUCAAAAAGGUAUUUUUAUUAUUUGAGUAGGUUUUUAAGCCAGAAGCUAAGUAAAUGCGAGUUUGAUAAGUCAUGUUACCGCAUUAUUGGGAGGCAUAAUUUGUCACUGCAUAAUCUGUUGAUACGUUCAAUCUUGAAAAAUGCAUGCCAUAAGCCAGUUCAUGAAGCUCCCGUGAAAUCUUUGAUACUAACUGUGAAAAGGUCUCCUGGUAGAGAAGAUGCACAUGAUCAGACUAGAUCCCUUGUUCCCAACCAAAAUGUGGACAUUUGGUCAAAUGGGGUUUUCCUAGUGUCAUCCCCACGAAAGGCUAGGUCCGGAGUGCGGGAUAGAAAGCUCAGGGAUAGACCCAGCCCACUUGGGCCAAAUGGGAAGGUUGAGAGUGUCUCACCUCACUCGAUGACAAUGGAAGAUAAUGGCUGCAAAUUGGGUUUCGAAAAUGGUGAUUUGAUUUCCUAUGAUUACCAGAGACCAGUACACCAUCUUCAAGCAGUUGCUGAGCUGCCUGAAAUUGACAGAGAAGGUUUGGUGCACUCUACAGAAAAACCAAGGCUGCUUUGUAAAAACCAGGCUGAAGCAGCUGUUGUUGAAGAUGGGGAGGAGCUGGAGCAAGCUAACCACAUUAAUAUCUCCAGAAGCCCUCUGCUAGCACCACUUGGGAUUCCAUUUUGCUCAGCUAGUGUUGGAGGGGCCUGUAAAGCUUUGCCAGUGGCAAGCAGUGGCGACUUCAUUAGCUACUAUGGUUGUGGUUGUUUAUACGAUACUGAGACAUUGAAGAAACGUAUGGAGCAGAUCGCAGCAGCAGAGGGCCUUGGUGUGGUUUCUGUGGAAUGUGCUAGUUUGCUAAAUAACAUGUUGGAUGUAUACUUAACGAAACUUAUUAGGUCGUGUGUAGAUCUGGUUGGAUCAAGGUCUACACCAGAAUUGAAAAAGCAGUUUGCCCACAAGCAGCACCCUCAAGGAAAGCUUAUGAAUGGUAUGUGGCCAAGUAACCACUUGCAUAUGCAGAGCAGCUCUGGGCCCACAGAAGUUUUGCAGGAACCUGAGCAGCAUUUCUUGAUAUCUUUGCUUGAUUUUAAAGUGGCAAUGGAGCUAAAUCCCCAGCAGCUGGGUGAAGAUUGGCCGUUGCUACUGGAAAAAAUUUGUGUGCAUUCUUUUGAAUAGUGAAUGCCGUGUAAAAUUU
Hibiscus syriacus is the source of this 1886-nucleotide messenger RNA. RefSeq lists its product as uncharacterized. Gene Ontology annotation, biological process: regulation of transcription by RNA polymerase II. Bases 629 to 1867 code for a protein of 412 amino acids. Gene Ontology annotation, molecular function: transcription coactivator activity. NCBI's taxonomy places the organism in Eukaryota, Viridiplantae, Streptophyta, Magnoliopsida, Malvales, Malvaceae. Gene Ontology annotation, cellular component: SAGA complex. The transcript has a single exon. The record is from RefSeq and is a predicted model, not a curated record.